CCACUAUUUACUCUUAUACUAAAAUUUUCAACAAAAAAUAAUAAUUUGCUUCCUCCUAAAAUUUUUGUAUUAGCAAAUUUUUGGUCCUUUGCAACUUUUGUAUCUUUUGGCUCCCUAUUUAUUAGACAAAUUUUAGGUAAAAGUUCUCUCAAAUAUGUCGGAUGCUGAGAUGCCCAUGCCGCUGUUGGAUGAGACUCCUCUGAAUUGCAAGGACAUAGAUGACUUGGUCUUUACUCCGCGCACGAGCAGCGCCGACUUGCAGCUCAAUGAGCAAAUAAAUGCGAUCAGUGAUCGGCCCAUGCUGUCUACGCCUUUAGUGAUGGUGAAUCCAUCGACGACGUGUGCAAACAGUCCGGAGGCGAAUGCCACUGAUGUGGAAGAUUCAUCGGAUCUGUCGUUCUCCUCAUCGUUUGCGUCCUGCAAUUCUUGCAUUAAUUUGAGGCGCGCUCUGUUGCAACGCAAUCAACGGUCCUCCAAUCAGAGUGUGGACAGCAAUUUCGACAAUAUGCAAUCGGCGAUGAGCUCGAUUACAGUGCAGCUGAACGAGGAUCAUGUGGGCGAUAGUCCUGAUGAUGAGGGCAGCAAAGACGACAAUGAGAAUGACGAUGCCGAGGUCAAUGGCUGUGGCGAUUGCCACGGCAAUGAGGCGCACAUUGUGCUCGAGCGGAAAAUCAUUCAAAUGACAGAUGAUGAAGCGGCCAGCGAGGAUGCUAUGGACAUGGAGGAGAUCUACACAAAAUUUAAGGCUUGCUUUACACCCCAAGCAAUCGAUUUGGCCUUUCAGUACUUCGAGCAGUUCGACUUCGAUGGCGACGGCUUCAUUGUGCUCAACGAGCUGAAGCUAAUGCUCGAGAAGCUCUCAGUGCCGCAAACCCAUUUGGCCGCCAAGCGAAUCAUGAACAAGAUUGCGGGCGAGCACGAGGAAUAUCUAUCCUUUUGCCAAUUUCUACUCAUCUAUGCCGAGGUGCGUAAUCUGCCUACGCAGGACAUUCGCAGCAAGCUGGACCAUGAAUACACGGAGAAGUUGGCCCAUUCCGUGGCCGUCGAUGUCUCGGCGGUGGGAGUGAGCGGUGCCAAGCGUUUCUUUGAGGCCAAGAUCGAGCAGCAGCAUCAACAGGAGCGGCAACACAGUCGCAUACUGUUGGCCAAGCAGCGAAAGGCGCAAGAAACCGAAAUGGAUCGCUUGAAGCGCGAACAGUUCGACUUGGUGGCCGCAAAAUUCAAGAAACGCCAAUCCGCUGACAGCCAGUGAGCCGAAAAAUGUUUCUCAUAUACUAUAUAUUACCCCAAAAUUGUUUCUUUACGUAGCCCACAAAAAAUUGUUACAAAAAAUUAAAUGUUUACCUUCA
Molecule: messenger RNA, 1349 nt
Organism: Scaptodrosophila lebanonensis
Lineage: Eukaryota; Metazoa; Arthropoda; Insecta; Diptera; Drosophilidae
Product: EF-hand domain-containing protein D2 homolog
Exons: 1
Coding region: 155-1252 (365 amino acids)
Molecular function (GO): calcium ion binding
Source: RefSeq, a predicted model, not a curated record